UCUCGCGAAACUUUUAUUUUAAGAAGCCCACUUUCGUUCUCUUAUGUGUAUCUCGUGACGUAUUAGCGAAAAAUCGUAAGUUUCAAGAUCGCGGAAUUCUUUUUUCGUGAGUAUUGCUAGUGCUAGUGCUGGCUCGGACAUGGACGAAAAUUUGCCCGCGAAAAGUUGGAAAGAACGUAGAAAUGCUUUUUACGUGAUUCUGAUCGUUAUUUUGGUGAUGCUUCUAUCAGGUGUUAUUGUGAUUUUUAAACUAAGGAAAAUAUAUGGCGAAAACAUCUGCCUCAGCGCUGACUGCGUCAAUUCAUCCGAUUUCUACCAAAACAUCAUCAACAACUCAGUCGACCCUUGCGACAAUUUUUACGAAUUCGCUUGUGGCGGCUUCGAAGGUCCAAUUUCCAUCUUGGAAAUAUCAGAAAAAACAGUUUUGGAUGAAUUCAAAUCGUUCAUAGCAUCACCCAUUCAGAAUGACGAUAGGAGAGCUGUCAAAAUGCAGAAGAAGUACUACACGAAUUGCAUGAAUACUUCAGCGAUUGAAGAAGACGACAAUGCUAGUGUAAAGAAGAUAUUUGAGAAGCUGGGAGGAUGGCCGCUGUUGUCAUUGGAUUUGGCUAUGCCCAUCAACGUGAAGAUUACUGAACAAUGUGCUGAGAUGGGUUUGGUUUAUGACUGGUUCGCUCAGCUUGAUACAAAUAAGAUAUCUGAUUCCAAUUCGAGUCAAAUACUUCGGAUAACACCCCCAGAUAUAGGAGAUUUAGUGGAAGAAGACUACAAAGACAACUACCAACUGCUUAUAGAAAACAUAGUAAAACGUUUGAGUCAAAAGAGACAGUUAGAUUUUAUUUCCAAAGCAGCCAAAAAUAUGGUGGAAUUUGAGAGGUCUCUAGCCAAGAUCAUUUUAGAAUCUGGGAAUACGACAAGAGUAAAGAUCGGCGAAUUAAGAACAGAUUUUCCGUCACUUCCUUGGAAUGGUAUAUUAAAAAAUGUAGACCUGAACGAUAAUGGAACAGUGGAAGCAGAUGUAUGGUAUUUUAUAAAACUGGUAAGGUUAUUGGAACAAUCUAGUAAUAGCGUAAAAGUUAACUACAUUUUUUGGAAAAUAACUCAGUCCCUUCAUCCGUUUUUGUCGCGUGACAUCAGAAGAGAAUUUGAGGCUUACGAGGAUGUAAUAGGAAUAACAAAAGGAAUCAAAAAGCGAUCAAGAAAACGAGCAGACUUUUGCUAUGGUAUCACUCAAACAGUAUUUGCCUACGUAUCGGAAGGUGCCUACGCCAAUAAAUACUCAUCGGAAAGGGAAUCCAUUAGACAAAUCAUCGACAACAUAAAAACCGUUCUACACGACCACAUCAACAGGUCGAUGUGGAUGAAUCACACGCACAAGACCUAUGCCCUCAACAAAUUGCGAAAUGUUAGAGCGUUCAUCGGCGCUCCAGAUGAAGUUUUCGAUGAAAACGAAUUUGAGAAAAUUCUCGGUGUUGAUGAGAUCGACAUUUUAAGAUUGAACAAUACAUUGGAUAUAGUACGAGCAGUGGACAAGAGUCGUGACAGGUACAACUUGAACUUGUCCAAGAAAAAAAUCAACUAUCAUCAAGCCAAAUUGUAUCAAGGGAUCGUUACUAUAGAUGCAAGAUAUAUACCGGAAGAGAAUCUUAUAUACAUUCCUGCAGCAAUAAUAGGAGGAGUACUCGAUUCUCACAAAGGUCUCAACUUCCGAAACUACAGCAUUUUAGGAACAAUCAUUGCUCACGAACUGACUCAUUCCAUGGGGAUUUUGGACAACUUCAUGAACGGAACAAAGGCACAAAGGUGGUCAAAUGAAACAUAUGAUCGGUUUCUACGACAGUCCAAGUGCCUAAUUGACCAAUGUUUACAGUUUAACAAUACGGGAGUAACACUUGAGACUUGCUACAAGACCUUCGAAGAAAACUUCGCAGACUACACAUCGGUGGACGUCUCGUACGAAGCCUUCAGCAAAGUCAAACCGGAAAUAAUCAAUCAGUUACCGGGCCUGAAAUACAAUUUAAACCAAUUGUUCUGGAUCAGCUAUGCAUCUACAUUUUGCGACAGCGAUGACAACUCUACGAGCUUGAAUCGAGCGCAUUUGGAGCCACCUCAAAGGAUAUUGGGCUCCUACAGGAACUCAAAGCAUUUUGCUAAAGAUUUUAACUGUUCGCUAGGAAAAUAUAUGAAUCCUGUUGAGAAAUGUUAUGUGCUUUAAAUGUAUAAUAGUCUGGGCUGAUUAUCGGAGAAUAGGCCAUUUUUGGGAAAAGUUAUUUACCAGCAAUUUUAUUGCUGGAAUCGAACUAUAAGAUCCUAUAUAUUAAUAAUAUAGGUAUGCAAAGUCCUCAGAUAGUGUGCUACUUUUUUUAUAAACAAAAUGGCACCCGAAAAUCGUGUUUUUUUCAAUUAUUGCUCUAGAACUCCGAAGAUUUUAACUUUACAACAAAAACACUCAAAUAAAAAUUCACCGUGAUUAAAUUCUGCAUAGAGACGUGUUUCUCCCGAUCUGCUCCGACGAAAAUUUUCCUCGGAAAUGCGGGUUUUCCCAACAAAAUCUUUAAUUUUCAAAUAAAGUUUUAGAUAAGUAAUUAUUUACCAAUAAUUAAAUAAUUUGGUGACUUAAAAGCCUUCUUGGUUUAGAUUAUAGUUCCAGAAGCUGGUGAAAAUUAAACGAAUAUUUUAGCAACAAUUCAAUUGUUAAUUAAUAAUUUACGGUCGCAAUAAUAACCAAAAUAAUUAUGAUACACUGAUCAAACUUUGAAAUCUUAUAAAGAUGAGAUGCCUAUUUAACAUUUUGUCGACAAAAUAUAAUUUUUUUAUUUUUUUGCAUAAUCUUUAAAUGUUUAAAAAAAUAGCUAUAAACAAAUUAACGUUUCUCAGAAAGUUUUUAUUAUAUUAUAAUUUUAAAAAAUAGCUAAAAUGCGCAUUUCAAAUAUCUUGAAAAUGAAUGCUUUAAAACUUUUUUGCAACCAUUUGCAAAAAAGUUAUGAAACAGCAAAGUAAACAUACGAUUAUUACGGUGUUAAUAAUUUUUUUUAAUUCUUUCAAAGCGUAGAAGUGAGUUUAAAGUACAAGCUAAUUAUUUAUAAAACAAUAUCGAUUAUCAGCUUAAUCGUUAUAUUUUAAUUAAAGAUUAUAAAUAUAUUUUUUUGUAAUUUACACGCGCGAAAGUAGAAUAAUACAGUACCGUAGCUACCAGCCCACAUACACAACUCGCGCGAGUUUAAGCAUGUCAGUCGCUUCGAGUCAACAUUUUAUCUCCGGCUCUGUAUCAAGCCUACUUUCGCGCUAAAAAUUACAAAAAAAAGUAUUUUUAAUCUUUGAUUAAAAUAUAACCAUUGCACUAAUUUUUGACAUUCUUUGUGAGUAAUUAGAUUGACCAUAGACUCACUUUUAAGCUUUGAAACAAUUAAAACAAAUUAUAAACAAUGGAGAUAUCGUAUGUUUAUUUUGCUGUUUCCUAACUUUUUUGCAAAUGGUUGGAAAAAUUUUUUAAAGCAUUCAUUUUCAAGACCUAUGAAAUACGCAUUUUAAGUAUUUUUUAAAAUUAGAAUAAAAUAAACAAUUUCUAAGAAAUGUUAAUUUGUUUAUAACAAUGUUUUUUAAACAUUUAAAGAUUAUGCAAAAAAAAUGAAAAAUUUAUAUUUUGUGGACAAAAUAUUAAAUAGGCAUCACACCUUUAUAAUUUUUCUAAGUUUGAUCAAUGUCUCAUGAUUAUUUUGGUUGUUAUUGCGACUGUAAAUUGUUAAUUAACAAUUGAAUUGUUGCUAAAAUAUUCGUUUCAUUUUAACCGGCUUCUGAAUUUAUAAUCUAUACCAAGAAAGCUUUUAUUUCACCAAGCUAUAUAAUUAUUGAUAAAUAAUUACUGGCCCAAAAAAUUUUUUGUUGGGAAAACCCACAUUUUCCGAGGAAAAUUUUCGUCGGAACAAAUCGGGAAAAACAUGCCUCUAUGUAGAAUUAAAUUGGGGUGAAUUUUUAUUUGAGUAUUUUUGGUGUAAAGUUAAAAUCUUCUUGUCGGCGCCAUUUUGUUUAUAAAAAAAGUAGCACACUAUCUGCGGACUUUGCAUACCUAUAUUAUUAAUAUAUAGGAUCUUAUAAUUCGAUUCCAGCAAUAAAAUUGCUGGUAAAUAACUUUUCCAUGAAUUUUGCUAAUUAGCCCAGAGUAUAAUACAGUUUAAAUGUAACUACAUUGUCUUUAAAAUAAAUCGUAAAGCCUGUAAAAAUUUAUACAGAUUCUUAUUGUCAAGACGCAAGAUGGAGAAACAGACGCAAAGCUCCAAGAUUUAUCAAGUUUUUAGUUCUUCCAUGUCCUCAUAUUGUAUAUAAACAUUAUGUCUGCUCUCUUCCUCUUUCCACUGUUCCAAAACUUAAGAUCCAUUGAGACCUUGAUAAUUCCGAUAUCAAUGUAUUUAUUAUCCACAUGUAAAGUACAUAACUUCUUAAUUUGUUAUUUUUCCAAGCAAUAUUAGAACAUUUUAUUCUAUACAUUCAUCUUAAUGAUUUUCUGUCAUAACAUCAAAGCUUAAUACUUUCUUCCAUUUUAUUCCAAUAUCAUUUUCUCUUUAAUUUGACUUCUCGAAUAACACCUGGUAUUUCAGUACCUAGUAGCUCUUCUGUUUGAGCUGAUUGGCCACUCAGAAAUGUUAGGUACACUUUUGGCCAAACAACGCAUAAACGCCCAAUACUCCACAAGGAGGGAUGGAUCUAGAGUAGCUCUUCCGUAUCCCUUGUGUUACAAUUAAAAAGCCUAUACAAAAAUAUAUUAAUUCACACCUCUACACACCGUUUCGUUUAAAAGCGGCAAUUGAUUAUUUGUAGGUACAGACCAAUAAUAACUACA
Molecule: messenger RNA, 4837 nt
Organism: Diabrotica virgifera virgifera (western corn rootworm)
Lineage: Eukaryota; Metazoa; Arthropoda; Insecta; Coleoptera; Chrysomelidae
Product: endothelin-converting enzyme 1-like
Exons: 9
Coding region: 140-2215 (691 amino acids)
Biological process (GO): protein processing
Cellular component (GO): plasma membrane
Molecular function (GO): metalloendopeptidase activity
Source: RefSeq, a predicted model, not a curated record